UGGUCAAAGUUGACAUUUGCAAUUUUCUUCGCCCGUGUUGUGAUUGCAAGUGCAAAAGAAACUUCUGCGGUCGUCGAAUCAAAUCAAAAUGAAGCUGCUAAACAAUGUGCUGCUGAAACGCACGUCCACAUACUUGGUCGGAAUUGCGGGAUGUGUAUUUUUCUUCGAGCGCGGCUUCGAUAUGAUUACCGAUGUGGUGUUCGAAUCCCAUAACAAAGGGAAAUUGUGGCAAGACAUCAAGCACAAGUACGAGCAGUAAGGAUUGAAAACUACAUUACAAUGAAACAGCUUAUCGUUUAUUGAUGUAAUAAACCGUAGCUCACUAAACCACCAUGUAA
Messenger RNA from Anopheles funestus (African malaria mosquito), 338 nucleotides. It is a transcript of the gene ox, whose product is annotated as cytochrome b-c1 complex subunit 9. The record is from RefSeq and is a predicted model, not a curated record. Gene Ontology annotation, biological process: mitochondrial electron transport, ubiquinol to cytochrome c. The coding region runs from base 89 to 259 and encodes 56 amino acids. Lineage: Eukaryota; Metazoa; Arthropoda; Insecta; Diptera; Culicidae. The transcript is spliced from 2 exons.